GGCGGCCGUGCAUGCGCAGUGGAACAAUCGCGGGCCGAAGGUCAGGGACCGUCCGAGGUGAAUUUUCUGUCCCCUGAUUGAAUCUUCUCACGCUUUGUAACCGUAAUGAUGCCGUCUUAGAUAACUUCUGCUAGAGGAAUUGACGUCUUGGAACUGAAUUUUCUUGUCUUUUGUAAACAUAACUAAUGUGGUUAAGUAACUUCUACAAUAGAAGUUGCUUAAUAAAAGAACUCGUUUCAAGCAUUGGGUGUAAUGAACCUUGAGCCCCGCGCAGAAUAAACAAUGUCUCUUUUAUAAACCAAACUGGCCUUAAGAGCUCCCAACAUCGGCAACAAGGCCGCACGUGCCGGGGUCACGUCUGGCCUGCGCCUGUGGGACAGGGACGGCCAGAGCUCGCCAGCACCGCGGACUGGGAGGGGGACAAUGGGACAGACCCGGCCCUCGCUGUCAGCCGAACACACCGCAGCUGCACGGGCACGUUCCUGGGAAAAGCCCCUCUGGAUCUACCGCGGGGCAGCGGCACGUCCGGGGCACAUCAAGGCAGCAGCCAGAGCUCGGGCGGAGGCGGCACCGCGGGGCCGCUGCCAAGUGCGCGGGCGAGGCCCCGGCUCCCCGCGGCCGCUGGGCUCGGCGCCGGCAGCGCAGUGGAAAUUUCCAUCGCGGCUGCAGCCCGAGCUGGCGGCGGGGCCGGGAGGGAGGCGGGGCUGCGGCGGGAGCCAUUCCGCGGGCCGCGGCACGAAGGGCUCGGGCUGGGAUAAGCCCCCUCCCCCGGGCCCGGCGCUGACAGCCGCCUUAGUAGGGCACUGGGUCAGCGGCGGGAGCUGCUACUGCCGCCUCAACAAGAACUACAGGCAAGUUUAGUUCCUAGGCAGAUUUCCAUGAGUUCAAUUCUGCCAGA
Messenger RNA from Agelaius phoeniceus (red-winged blackbird), 898 nucleotides. The record is from RefSeq and is a predicted model, not a curated record. NCBI's taxonomy places the organism in Eukaryota, Metazoa, Chordata, Aves, Passeriformes, Icteridae.